CAGAAAAGAAAAAAAAAACGGUGCGUGAACCGUACCGGUGAAGCGUGGUGGAGGAGACUGAAAAGAGAAGAAGAACGAGGGAGUAGGGAGAUCUGCCUCUGAUCGCAAUUUCCGAUUGCAAUUUGCAAAUUGCGAUUUCUCUUAAAACCAGAGCUCUACGGCGUGUGCGAUUCGUUCGAAACGAAUGAAAUUUUAGCUCAAUUCCACGCUCUCACGCUCUCUCGGGACUCUGUAUUUUGUUCGAAGAAAGUCACGUGGUUUGUUACCUUCCGUUCAAGCGGAUAAAGAAAUUAGGAAAUGGCUACGGUUGAUGUUAUCAAAUCUUGCAUCGAUUCCAUUAGACAGAUAUCAGAGCAUAUUCAAGGCGCUAUUGUUUAUUUAGAUGCUGGAUCAGUGGAGAGUUUCCAACUUAUUGGGGCAUAUCCAGUGCUUCUUGAACUUGGAGCACGGGCUAUUUGCAGUUUGGAAAACAUGUCUGCACUUGAUGCGGUGGUUGAUUGGAACUCACAAUAUGAUCCUGCAAGGAAACUUGUGGUUAUCACUUCAAGUCUACUAAGUAAUGCGCACCGGUAUAUUUUACGUUGCCUGAGCACACAUCAAGUUGUUCGUCAUUGCAUUAUAUUUACAUCUAUCUCAGAGACAGCCCACUCAGCAUUUCCUGAUUCACCUCUGGGGCCAGAUGCAUAUCAUGAAUAUGAAUCCUUACUAGUUCAAGAUUAUGAAGAACUAGUUAAGAAAUCGGGGACAAAACCUGGACAGGCAAAACUUAACUUUGAAGAUGGAGGACACUCACAGUUUCCUUCCGGUGGAGAGGAUGUUCCUAAUCUUGAAGCUAGUUCAAGUGGAAGAGACAUUUAUGAGCAUAAUCCAUUAGACUUCGUUGAAGAUGCAGUGCUGAAAUUGGUUGUUUCUGUUCAUCAUUUUCCCAUGAUUAUAUGUCCCAUUUCACCAAGAGUAUUUGUUCUACCUUCAGAAGGGUUGGUGGCUGAAGCAUACUUAUCCUCUGAGCAUGAAGAUUUCAUUAGUCCUGGUUUGCCUCCCUUAAGUACUGGCAUGCUCUCUGAUGCCGAUGAUGUGCCUUCAGGGGCUACCCUUACUGCACACUUUCUAUACCAUUUGGCUGCCAAGAUGGACUUGAAAAUGGAAAUUUUCUCCCUUGGUGAUAUAUCAAAAACUGUGGGAAAACUUUUGACAGACAUGUCAAGUCUUUAUGACGUAGGCCGCCGUAAACGAUCAGCAGGGCUGUUACUCAUUGAUCGUACACUUGAUCUUCUCACUCCUUGCUGUCACGGGGACUCACUUGUUGACCGUAUGUUUUCUUCUUUGCCCCGUAGAAGUAGAACGGUUUCCCAUGCCCAAAUUAAAGGUUCAGGAAGCCAACUCAAACUUGGUUCUUCCUACCUGCAACGUUCUCCUUUAGAUGUUCAGAUACCACUUGCAGAGAUCCUUAAUGAAAAUGAUUGGAAAAUAGACAAUUUUCGGCUUUUAGAAAGCAUUGAAGCUUUUUUGUGUGGGUGGAAUUCGGGUAAUUCUGAUUCUCAGAUUGCAGGCUUGAUUAACCUUAGCCAGAAAAUUCAUGACAAGCCUAGUCACUCUGAUUUAGAGAAACUUACCGGGUCCUUUGUCUCCUCUGAAAAUUUCCGCGGGAUGCCAUUAUUGGAGGCUAUACUAGAUAGAAGAACAAAAGAUGGGGCUUUACUGGUAAAGAAGUGGCUACAAGAAACUCUGCGCAAGGAAAAUCUCACUGUGAAUGUGAAGUCUCGUCCUGGUCUUGUUACAAGACAAGAGUUGCAAGCUAUGAUCAAAGCUUUGUCGAGGAGCCAAUCAUCUUUGUUAAGGAACAAAGGAAUUAUCCAAUUAGCUUCAGCUACGAUAUUAGCUCUUGAGGAAUCAAAUUAUGCCAAAUGGGAUGCAUUUAGCAGUGCAGAGAAAAUUUUGAGUGUAAGUUCUGGAGAAACAAGUCAAAGUCUUGCCAUGCAAAUUGGUGAUCUCAUCAAUAAGAGUGCUUUGUUGGGAUCACAUGUAAAUGAAGGGAAAAGGGAGACCUCAAAGGGGUUACUUUCUUUGCAAGAUGCUUUGCUGCUGAUGAUUGUUGGGUAUAUAUUGGCUGGCGAGAAUUUUCCAACAUCUGGUUCUGACGGGCCAUUUUCUUGGCAAGAGGAACAUUUGUUAAAAGAAGCUGUUGUAGAUGCUCUUCUUGAGAAUCCAUCAGUAGCAAAUCUCAAGUUUUUAGAUGGACUAAGGGAAGAGCUUGAAACUAAUGUAAACAAGUUAAAAUCAGAGAAAACUACUGAAGAUCCUUCAGAACUAGAUAUUGAUGAUUUUGAUGAUGAUCAGUGGGGCAAAUGGGGUGAGGAAGAUGGUGACGAUGACAAUAAAAAUGAACAAGUGUAUGGUGAUGCACAACUGAAGUUGGAGUUGCGUGAUAGGGUUGAUAACCUUUUCAAAUUUCUUCAUAAGUUAUCUGAUCUGAAAAGAAAGAAUAUACCAUUGAGGGAUGGAUCAUUGACCACGGAAGCUAAUUUUGAUGAAGAUAGAAAAGGUUUACUUUAUAAGCUACUAACAAGGGUGUUGGGAAAGUCCGAUGUGCCUGGGUUAGAAUAUCAUUCUUCCACCGUGGGGCGCUUGUUUAAGAGUGGGUUUGGAAGAUUUGGCCUUGGUCAGGCCAAACCAAGUCUUGCCGAUCAAAACGUCAUAUUGGUUUUUGUUAUUGGGGGCAUUAAUGGACUCGAGGUGCGUGAAGCUCAUGAGGCAUUGGCUGAAAGUGGAAGACCCGAUAUAGAGUUGCUUGUGGGUGGAACAACUCUUCUUACUUCCAAUGACAUGCUUGAUUUACUGCUAGGGGAUUCAAGUUACAUUUAAUUCGUUCAUCAAUUAGAUAAAGUAGUAGAUAGAAAUUAAAUUGAAUUUGGUUUUGCUAAAUCCUGUACGUUGUAACUUUUAACUGUUGUAUAGGCAGUUCAAAUUGUAUUUUCUUUCUUUCCAAAAAGAAAAUAGAGAAUAAUAAAUUUUCUUUCAAAAUUA
Messenger RNA from Cajanus cajan (pigeon pea), 3024 nucleotides. Its product is annotated as vesicle docking protein. Gene Ontology annotation, biological process: vesicle-mediated transport. NCBI's taxonomy places the organism in Eukaryota, Viridiplantae, Streptophyta, Magnoliopsida, Fabales, Fabaceae. The record is from RefSeq and is a predicted model, not a curated record.